Messenger RNA from Mesorhabditis spiculigera, 858 nucleotides. Lineage: Eukaryota; Metazoa; Nematoda; Chromadorea; Rhabditida; Rhabditidae. The record is from the annotation of a GenBank genome assembly.
AUGCCUCUCAGUUGUGGAGCACGAGCGUUGAAGUUUUCGCUAUUCAUCUUCAAUCUGGUUUUUUUGAUAUGCGGCCUCGUCUGCGUGGGCAUCGGCACGUGGCUUCUCGUCGACCAGUCUGCAGUCGAUUCUAUUGCCGUGGCCACCUCCAAAGUUCAAGGCUACGAACAGGAUGAGGGUCUCCGGGAUUUGGCCACCAAGCCCAUCGCCGUCCGGCAAAUCGGAAAAGUUCUACUCUUCGGCGGUGUCCUCGUGAUCAUCAUCGCAUUCUUGGGGUGUUGCGGAGCAGCAAAGGAAUGGCGUCCGCUGUUGUGUUGCUACGCCACCUGUCUCAUGGUCAUCCUGGCAACCGAAAUAGCAGCGGCAAUUUAUGCUGGGCUGCAUAGUCACAUGUUUGACAAAGAUUUCCGGGACAUCCUUCGAGCCUCCUUAAAAAUGUAUAACGGGACAGACGUCCCGCGACGAUACAAAGACGAUCACGACGCGAAUACGAAAAGCGAUGCGUUCCUGGUGAAGGCCGCCUGGGACAAGUUUAUGAUUGAAAAAGAAUGCUGCGGGGUCGACUCGAAAAUCGGCGACUUCAACCACACUGGGUGGUAUACGAUGACCAGGGGUGCGCAUCAUUUCCCACCUGCCUGUUGUCCGCCGGAUCGUACUGGAAGGCUGCAGCAAUAUUGUCCUACUGUGUCGCGAUAUGGAAAUGGAUGCUACGACCGAAUAGUGGAGUCGUUCAAAGAGCUGAGCUGGCACUUCAAAAUCGUCGCCUGGACUGUCGUAUUCAUUGCGCUUAUACAGAUAUUUGGUAUCAUCGUCGGCUUCUGGUUAUGUGACUCGAUCACGUCGGAUGAUGACGCUUUU